AUGAUGGAGACGGCUGCCACAACCUUCGCCUCUCUCGCGAUCCUAGGUCUAGCUGGAUACGCGUACCAUCGGUACUACAAGUAUCUGAUACUGGAAAAGAUGGAAAAUGCCUUCAAGCCCGGGGACCCUGCACUGGAGAUCGCCGGGAUCGAGGAGGGGAAACACCGAUACAACCACGAAGAGCACUGGGUGGUGCGCGACGAACAAGCCCGGAUCGACAGGAUUGUUUCCGGCCGCGGCGUGGGGCGCUAUUACCUGCUGGUAGGGGAGAAGGGCACUGGCAAGACGUCUAUGAUUCUCGAAGCCAUGCGCAAGAUCAAUGGAGAGGGAUGUGCGAUGUUCGAGGCGCACGGUGAUCUGGAGAUCUUCCGGAUCCGCCUGGGCAAAGCACUGGACUAUGAAUUCCACGAAGACUAUGUCGGAAGUCUCUUCAGCGUGAAGGGCCCGCGGGAAACUACCGCUCUUCUGGACAUUGAGCGUGCCUUCAACAAAUUGGAGAAGGUCGCUCUGACCAGACGGCGCACGAAGAAGAGUCCUCUGAUUCUCAUCAUCAACAGCGUUCACUUGGUCCGCGAUGACCAUGACGGACAGGAUCUUCUUGAGGUUAUUCAGCAGCGAGCCGAGCAGUGGGCUGCAAGCGGUCUUGUGACGACGAUAUUCAACAGCGAUGACUACUGGGUCUACGAACGCCUCAAGCGAUAUGCAACGCGCAUGGAAGUCAUUCCCGUCAAGGAUCUACCCAAGGAGCCCGCAAUGGAAGCUCUGAAGAGAUACCGCAAGCAGUAUUAUGGCGAAGAGCUUUCCCCUGCAGACCUUGAGAAGGUAUAUGACGCGGUUGGAGGGCGAUUGUCCUUCUUGAACCGGGUUGCCAAGGCUCCCGAUUACAAGAAGCUGUGUCAGGAUAUCUGCACGGCCGAGAAGACAUGGUUCCUCAAUAAGUGUUGGAUCUUAGGUCCUGAGAUGGACGACGAUGUGAUGGACCAGCAGAAAUAUGCGUCCGCCGCGAUGGUGCUGGCUAAGGCACUUGUGGAUGAGGAGAAGAAGAUGAAGCAUUUUUACCACCCGGAGCUGGGCCACAUCCUGCCCGAGAUUCCUCUUCAUAAAGCCCGGCAGAUCAUGACGAGAGCCGAUUUCAUCCAGAGUUAUGAUCAUGAAAACAUUUUCACCAUUGAUUCUCGGGCUAUGGUCCGCGCCGAUUCGGUUCCGAUGCAGAACGCGUUCCGUGAGAUUUGCAACUGGCCAGGAUUUGAUGAGCACUUAGAAGGCACUUUGACCCGCAUUGGAGACAUUGAGAGUCUCGGACGUACGCGCGAAUUGACGAUCAAGGACCUCUGGAACCAGGGUAAAUACCAGCUGGUCAUGCGGGACGGUAAGGGUCGCGAGCAAGGCGCGGCCGAGUUCUCUGUGCUUCAAGUCAUGUCCCCGCGCAAGAAAGAAGUGUUGUCCUCUGUGACUAUAACGCAGGAGCCCAGCGCCGAUGUGCAGCGUCGCCACAAGAUAUGGCUAGAGCGGCUUCCGUCACCAGUGCGCUUCGUCCUAGUUGUCGUCAGCAGCCUAUUUAUCAGCUCGGCUCUGUUCACGCUCAUGCCAGUCGUGGACCAGGACAGCCUCGGUCACGUUAGCAAGCACCUCGAGACCUGGUGGGAAGUAGUGGGUUUGGUGGCGUGGAAGGCCAUCGAGGUCGGACUGGCCUGGAUCCUGGGCUACGACGGCCGUGACGUCUUCUCCUUCGUCCUCCUCACCCACCUCCCCACCUACUCCCUCCUCUCGACCUUCUACCGCGUACGACCAACCACCAACCUGGUCUCGCACGCGUUCAACAUUUUCUCGACCGUGGUCCCCUUCACCCUUCUCCGCCGCCCCAACUCCGUGCACAACCUCUCGCACGCGACCCCGAAGACCGUCCGCAACCGCCUCAUCCUGCAGGACCGCGCCACGACCGCGUACACGACCAUGGUCGCGACUGCGAUCUUCGCUGUCACCCUCUACAUCAGCUACGUGUCGGGCUGGCUGCCCACCAAGCUCGUCCUCCACUUCGAGGGCCUUCCCGAUAUCUCCGCCGUGCACCGCGGGCCCGCCGGCCUCCCCGUUCUGUUCUUCAGUCUGCUGCCCGCCGGCUUCGCCUUGCGCGACUUCCUGUUUGCCAGCUCAACCGGUGCAACCGCCGCCAGCACCAAGGAGACUGAGAAGAUUAAGAAGCCGUCCUCGACCUCGUCCCAGGAAGGCGAGUACCUGGCCUGCACCGUGUACCGCAAGACCUGGGGCACUCUGGCGCCCAAGACACAGGUGCUGAUCUCGCGCACCGUCGUGCUGGCGGGUAUGAUGUUCGUCGACACAGUCAUCCAGGUUGCUGGGACGGUGAAGGGCGUGUCCGUUGAGGGUGCAUCGGCCUGGGGAUUGGUGUGGGCGGGCGCUACGCUGGCGACGGGGGCGAUGUUCGGAUGGAUCGAGUCGGUGGACGGAGUAUAG
Messenger RNA from Aspergillus homomorphus CBS 101889, 2469 nucleotides. Its product is annotated as ATP-binding protein. Lineage: Eukaryota; Fungi; Ascomycota; Eurotiomycetes; Eurotiales; Aspergillaceae. The record is from RefSeq and is a predicted model, not a curated record. Bases 1 to 2469 code for a protein of 822 amino acids. The transcript has 7 exons.